CUUCGCGAUCAUCAGGGGCUAUUUUGCUGUACACCAUCCAAUCCAACCACCUUAAAUACCGCUGAUUGGGGCACAAUCCUUAACCCAGAAAUAGCACUGCUGCACAUUGGUUAGUGCCUCCUCUCCCAACACCUCCUCUUUGCUCACAGCUUCCUUCAACACCUUCGUCCAGAAACUCUCGCAGACAUGGCGGCCGGGAAGCGCACCAUCGGCCUCGCGAUGGACUACUCGCCGUCCAGCAAGGCGGCGACGAGGUGGGUGGUCGAGAACCUGGUGAAGGCCGGCGACCGCAUCAUCCUCAUCCACGUCCUACCCAAGGGAGCAGACGCCAGCCACAAGGGCCUCUGGAAGAGCACCGGUUCACCUCUGAUCCCUCUGCUGGAGUUCAUGGAGAUGAACGUGCAGGCGCGGUACGGGGUCAACCCGGACAAGGAGGUGCUGGAGAUCCUGCAGGCUGAGUCCAAGUCCAAGCAGGUGGAAAUACUGGCAAAAAUAUACUGGGGUGAUGCAAGGGAGAAACUUUGUGAGGCAGUAGAUGAUCUCAAGGUCGACUCUGUUGUGCUUGGUUGCAGGGGAUUAGGGCCCUUAAAAAGGGCACUCCUUGGAAGCGUCAGCAACUAUGUUGUCAACAAUGCAACCUGCCCCGUCACAGUGGUGCGCGGACCAAAUGGAUCACUUGCUUGAAGAUGUCACUUCUGGAAUGAUGGGCUAGCUUGCGUGUUCAUUGGUCCGUCAGCAUAGGUGCAAAUGGUGCUAUUUAAGAGGAUAGUGAUAUUUGCCUCUUUGGAUUUCCUGGCUAUCCUUGUAGUGCAAAUUCAGUGUGUUUUCAUCUGUUAUAUUCUAGUUAUACUACAUUUCUGUUGUUUCUUACAUACUAUUUGUAAGAAAAAAUGCCUACAGACUUGUUCAGUUGUUUAUUUUCGUUUAUGUGAAUGACUAGGCAGGCCCACCAAAGUUGAAUGGUUACUCAAGUUUCUGAAGAGCAUC
Triticum dicoccoides is the source of this 987-nucleotide messenger RNA. Its product is annotated as universal stress protein PHOS32-like. The transcript has 4 exons. Bases 187 to 684 code for a protein of 165 amino acids. NCBI's taxonomy places the organism in Eukaryota, Viridiplantae, Streptophyta, Magnoliopsida, Poales, Poaceae. The record is from RefSeq and is a predicted model, not a curated record.